This is a messenger RNA of Setaria italica (foxtail millet), 3007 nucleotides long. RefSeq names its product glutamate receptor 2.8. The transcript has 5 exons. The record is from RefSeq and is a predicted model, not a curated record. NCBI's taxonomy places the organism in Eukaryota, Viridiplantae, Streptophyta, Magnoliopsida, Poales, Poaceae. Bases 36 to 2798 code for a protein of 920 amino acids. Gene Ontology annotation, cellular component: plasma membrane. Gene Ontology annotation, molecular function: glutamate-gated receptor activity.
CACACUUCACAAACUCAGACUUUGCAACUCUGGUAAUGGAGAGAGCAACUCAAACCAUCCUAUUCCUAAUACUCUUCGUCCACCACUCUGCAGCUCAAAAUGCCACAAAAAAUGGUGAAUUCCCUAUUGGAGUGAUAUUGGACUUAGAUACGCUGGUGGCAAAAAUAGCACGGACCAGCAUUCAGAUGGCUCUGGAAGAUUUUUAUGCAGCUCACAAAAACUACAACACAAAGCUAGUGCUUCACAUCAGGGAUUCCUAUAGCAAUAACAUCCAAGCUGCAUCAGCAGCUCUUGACCUGCUGGACAAUCAUAACGUGCAAGUUAUCAUAGGCCCACAAAAAUCUUCGCAAGCUUCUUUUGUAUCAGAUCUUGGGAAUAAGACUCAGGUCCCUGUCAUAUCCUUCACAGCAACAAGCCCGUCCAUUUCCUCUGGCAGUCUUCCAUACUUUGUCCGUGCAACAUUGAAUGACUCUGCACAAGUGAAUACCAUUGCCUCCUUAAUCAAAGCCUAUGGGUGGAGACAGGUUGUGCCUAUUUACGAAGAUACUGAGUAUGGUAAAGGUAUCAUUCCAUAUCUCAUUGAUGCCCUCCAAGAAAUUGAUGUCCGCAUUCCCUAUCGGAGCGUGAUCCCUCUGUCAGCAUCGAGUGAACAAAUCACUCUGGAACUCUAUAAGUUGAUGACAAUGCAAACUAGGGUCUUCCUUGUACAUAUGUCAUCUGCUUUGGCCUCAAAACUCUUCACAAAGGCGAAAGAGGUUGGUAUGAUGAAUAAAGGAUUUGUAUGGAUCAUGACAGAUGGCAUAACCAAUAUCAUAGACUCGCUGAACCCGUCAGUCGUGGAAGCAAUGAAUGGUGCCUUGGGCAUCAAGUUUUAUGUUCCUAAAUCAGAGGAACUUGACAACUUCACUGUAAAAUGGAACAGAAAAUUCCAAAUAGACAAUCCAAAUGAUCCUCCAUUGAAACUAAGCAUAUUUGGACUGUGGGGCUAUGAUACUAUAUGGGCAGUAGCGCAAGCAGUUGAAAAGGUUUGGAUUAACAAUAGGACAUCAUUCCAAAAACCAGCAGUUCCCAGAAUCUCAACAAGCAUGGACAUCCUGGGAGCUUCAGCGUAUGGACCAGAGCUCUUAAAGACCAUUUUGCAAAACAAAUUUAGAGGUUUAAGUGGCUACUUUGACCUUUCAGACAAGCAGCUGCAAGUCUCCACAUUUCAAAUAAUAAAUGUUAUUGGUAAGGAAUGGAGGGAAAUUGGGUUCUGGACAACAGAAAAUGGAAUUCCACAGCAGUUAAACCAUGGCAAAACAGAUUAUCGAAAUCUGUCAAUUUCUCAUCCAAACAGUGUGAUUUGGCCAGGAAAAUCAACAGAGAUACCCAAAGGGUGGGAAAUUCCAGUAAGUGGGAAAAAACUUCAAGUUGGAGUGCACAGAAGUAUGUAUCCAGAAUUUAUGACAAAUGAAAAGAAUCCUAUCACAGGGAUAACUAAAGCAAGUGGCUUUUCAGUUGAUAUUUUUGAAGAGGCAGUGAAAAGACUUCCCUAUGCAUUACCUUAUGAGUAUGUGGCCUUCGACGAUAAUAAUGACUCAGGGCGUUCAGGCUAUAAUGAUUUUGUGUACCAAGUUUAUCUCAAGAAAUAUGACAUAGCUAUUGGGGACAUAACAAUCAGUUCUAACCGAACUUCCUAUGUCGACUUCACUGUACCAUACACAGAAUCGGGAGUGGCAAUGGUUGUUCCAUACAAAAACAGCAGCAAUAAAAACACAUUGGUCCUCUUGAAGCCACUAUCAAGUGAACUGUGGAUCAAAAGCAGUCUUUUAGUUAUCUACACAGGGGUUGUUGUUUGGUUAUUGGAGUUUCUAGGCAACAAGACAAAGGCCAAUCGGACAAUUGCUGGCAAGCUUGGAAUUACAGCAUUCUUCUCUCUGUUUGGAGACAAGGACAGAGUGGAACGCGUCCUAUCUCGGAUAGUUUUGAUUGUAUGGGUAUUUUGCUUCCUUUUUCUUGGGACAUCUUACACUGCAAACUUGACAACGCUUCUAACUAUACAACAGCUAAGUACAAAUGUAACUGAUUUCAAUGCACUCCAGAAAAGUGGGGAACAUGUAGGCUACCGUACUGGCAGCUAUGUCGGGAAUCUACUAGAACAGCUCGGUUUUGAUAAAUCAAAGAUCAAGCCCUAUAAUAGCCGAGAAGCAAUCGAAAUUGCACUCUCCGUGGGAAGCAAAAAUGGUGGUAUUGCUGCCUAUGUGCAUGAAGUCCCAUACAUCAAAGUAUUUCUAGCAGAGCACAGCCAGGAGUACACUAUGGUUGGACCACAUUACAAGACAGCAGGUUUUGGAUUUGCAUUACCUAAAGGAUCUCCUCUACUUGGAGACAUCUCAAAGGCAAUUCUUGACAUAGUAGAGGGGGAUACUAUUAUUCAAAUUAGGAAUAAAUGGCGUGUAUCUCAAGACAAAUACAGCAACAUUGUCCCUGCAUCUGUUCCUGAUCCACUCACCACUGAUAAGUUUAUGGCUCCAUUCCUGCUUUCUGCAGUUGUCUCAACUUCUUCCCUUUUGAUAGCUGUCAUCAUUUACUUGCAUGAAAAGAAGAACAAGCGAAUGACCAGUAUGCAAGGUGAUCAAAAUAAAGAUGGAGUAGAAGUAAAAUACAAAACACAAGAUGGAAACAAAAGAGGCAUAGUCGAAGAAAAUGAACAGCUUGAAGCAGGCAGAGAUCAAAAUGAUCAGAAACAAGAGGAAACAGGUUCAGCUGCCAUUUAUAGGAGCGAAAAAAUUCUUCAUUCAAGAGUGGUACCCAUAUAAAGUUCAGCUUGUUACUAGCUCAGCUGAACUGCAUUGCUUCACAAUGCCAGAAAAAGGAAGCUCAAGCAAAAAAGUGACAUGGUAAAACUGGGUUUAGAACUUUUUUUAAUUUCCUAUAUUAGGAAUUUGGAACUUUGGAAUGGCUCUGCUUUGUUUGUGGCUUAUGAAUAAUACUGCUAUAAGAAAGUGAGGGUUCCAAUUUCUCCCUA